AGAGCUUUGGAACUCAUUACUAAUUUUGAAUUAUGACCAGUGUGCAUUAUAAGAUUGUGUGCAAUGUUUUUUUGAGAGACACAUUUUUCUGACUUAAAAACAUUUUGAUCACACUGAAAAAUGUAACAAGUGUUUCAAAACAAGAACACAAAAUGUCACAUGAGUCUAAAACUACAUAAUACCACAUCCUCCUCUAAAUGCAAUAAGAGCAGCUCAUUGUUCUCACACCAGCAGAUGGACAACAUGAUCAGCAUGCUUCAAGCAGCACUUGUUGCUUUAGUGGCCACUGUCUUGGCUGGCCAAGGCUAUGACUGUAUGGAAAUCAUUGGGGGUCAUGACGCUAAACCUUAUUCAAAACCUUUCAUGGUGUCCAUCCAAGCUAAUAACAAGCAUGUAUGUGGAGGAAGUUUGAUCCAUGUAAAGUGGGUUCUGACUGCAGCAAGUUGUCUACAGCUGGUCAAGAAAAAGAGAUCCAUCGUCAUUCUUGGACCUCAGUCACAACAGAAGAAGGAUAAGACUGAACAGAAAAUUCCUAUUAAAAACUUUUUCCCACAUCCUGAAUUUAAGAAUGCACUGGACAAUGACAUUAUGCUUUUGGAGUUAGGACAAAACGCAAAUAUUAAAAGUAAGGAAAUCCUCCAACUGCCAACUUCAGCAAAGGACCCCAAAUCUGGACUAAAAUGCAGUCUCAUCGGAUGGGGACAACCCAAUUCAAAGGAUAAAUCACGUUCUGAAGUUUUGAAAGAAGCAGAAGUAACAGUGUUGGAUCGGAAAACCUGUAAUAGUAACAAGUAUUAUAACAGGAGACCGGUUAUAACAGACAACAUGAUAUGCGCCACUGAUAAAAAGGGGAAGAAAGAUUCCUGCUUGGUGGAUGCGGGAGACCCAUUAAUGUGCAAAAAAAAGACAUUGAGCUGGAAGAAGGAGGUUGUCGGUGUUUCUGCAGCCAGAAAGGAAUGUGGAAAUUCGAAAAAACCCGGCAUAUAUAUCCGGUUAACAGACAAAUAUCUCUCCUGGAUCAAGGCAAAAAUUGGAGUUGUGAAUUUUAACAAUUCUAUGGACAUUAUUGAUUCCAUUUUCUCUGCUGAUGUUCCCAUGGACAUGGUGUUAACUGUAUGACUACUUCAAAUGCUGCCAGAGAAUCUGGGAAAUGUGUUGAACAGGACUCAGCACAAACUGUCAUAAAAUCUUGUUUCCCUGAUUGUACCUGAUCUGGGUUGAGACCCUCAUGGGCAGAAAAGGAGAAAAAUUCCCGAAACAUGCUGAGAAAACACGUCACAUAAUGGAAUUAGAAGGGAUUCAUGUUUCUGCUACUGUAUAUUUUACUGCAAAGUUAUUUUCUAUUAAUUCAUUUUGCCUGGCUUUUUUAAUUUUUGACAAUUAAAAGCAAUCAUAUAUAUUUGUGCAAAUUUAAGUUAUGCACAAUGUGGGAACUAGCAAAAAUGCUGAAAGCCUAUGUAUAAUUUUAUUUAUCUAUUUGUAUUCUUAAAAUAUCUGUAAUAACCCUUGCUAAAUCCUUUUCAUGGAAAAAUUGCCAGUGCUGAUGAUGAACAUUUGAUUGUAAUCUCCAUAGAAACUGUAUCCUUGUGAUAUUGCUUAUGGCUAAUGCAAAAUAACAUCUUUAGAAUACUAUUCUUUGCUGUGGCUCCAUUUAUUAACUCACGGAGAUUUUGGGAGAGAUAACUUUGAGAGAACAAGUUACUUCUCCAGGUGGGAACAGGAGGAAUGCUGUCCUCUUGGGUCUAACCCCACCUACCUCCACUUUUACCCAGAUCAUUCAGGCUUUAACCUGAAUUAAAUUAUGGUUUAAUACCUUGGUCAGACAUUAAAUGAUGGCA
This is a messenger RNA of Leucoraja erinaceus (little skate), 1838 nucleotides long. RefSeq names its product granzyme K-like. The record is from RefSeq and is a predicted model, not a curated record. The coding region runs from base 160 to 1119 and encodes 319 amino acids. The transcript has 6 exons. Gene Ontology annotation, biological process: proteolysis. Gene Ontology annotation, molecular function: serine-type endopeptidase activity. NCBI's taxonomy places the organism in Eukaryota, Metazoa, Chordata, Chondrichthyes, Rajiformes, Rajidae.